Molecule: messenger RNA, 798 nt
Organism: Penicillium cosmopolitanum
Lineage: Eukaryota; Fungi; Ascomycota; Eurotiomycetes; Eurotiales; Aspergillaceae
Exons: 1
Coding region: 1-798 (265 amino acids)
Source: RefSeq, a predicted model, not a curated record
AUGCAUCAAUCUGAUGAUACAAUAACAUGGCUCAAAGAGCCACGCAAAGGCGGGAUAUGGGUUGAGUAUCUCGAGCUUCUUAUCGAGCUUUCACGAAUUGGCCAGGCUGUCAGCCUUACCAAUACCACUGAUCAUGCUGCUUUCAAAUCUCUCCAUGCCGAUUGCCUCGCUCUUGAAACAAAACAGCUGGAUUAUUGGACAAAGAUCAAUCCCGACAGAGAGCCCCCGACAUACGCUCGUGGUGAAUUAAACACCGGAAUUUCUCCCACGGAUGACUUGUUCGGCCCAGCCUAUCGCUUUUCUUGUCUUGAUGAUGCCAUUCUACAUUCUAUACUCUGGCUAGCCAUGUCAUUCCUCUAUCCUCUCAUUCACCAGUGUCGAGUUCUCACCAACUCAAAAUACACACUUUCUCAUAGCAGUCUCUUGAUUGACGAUUCUCAAGACGAAGCACAUCGCCUUUCGCUAUCUUAUGUCUCCAAGGCUGCUCGAUGCCUUCCAUACUGCGGUCAAAAGGGCAUGAAUGCAUGGGGCAUGUCUUACGCGGUGUGGGUCGCAACUCAGGCAUCCCGGGUAUACACCCACAAGAAAGAUUGGGACCGGUUUAUGUGGGCGCAAAAUGCUUUGCUAUACGUGGAGAGCCUUGGAUUUGGAAUUGCUGGUCAAUUCUACAACAUGUGGGGGAAUUAUUGGUUUGAAACUCAUAAACACGACCCUUACAGGGUCAUGAGUUUGAGAGGCCAGGUUGAAAAGUGCAAAAUCGAUCCUUAUGGGGAUGCACCAAAUAAAUAUGGUGUGUAA